Messenger RNA from Ornithodoros turicata, 2602 nucleotides. RefSeq names its product peptidylglycine alpha-hydroxylating monooxygenase-like (gene Phm). Bases 74 to 1135 code for a protein of 353 amino acids. The transcript is spliced from 11 exons. Gene Ontology annotation, molecular function: oxidoreductase activity, acting on paired donors, with incorporation or reduction of molecular oxygen, reduced ascorbate as one donor, and incorporation of one atom of oxygen; copper ion binding. The record is from RefSeq and is a predicted model, not a curated record. Gene Ontology annotation, cellular component: membrane; extracellular region. Lineage: Eukaryota; Metazoa; Arthropoda; Arachnida; Ixodida; Argasidae. Gene Ontology annotation, biological process: peptide metabolic process.
CGUCAGUAACGUUCGGGCAUGCGCACUCGGUGCGCUCCCCGUCCGCAUCUCUGUGUUUGUAUUGCUGGAGAACAUGGAGCUACACCGUAAAGUUUGUUACCUGUUGAGCUUGAUCUUUGUAUUCUUACCUACCAACGUCUUUUCGGCCAUACCAAACAAUGAAGUGCACAAAUUUCCGCUACUCAUGCCUCAUGUUCAACCGAAACAGAAUGAAACCUACUUAUGUACAGGCUUUCAUCUUCCAGUGAAGGAACACCAGUACAUUGUGGCCUUUGAGCCUAAUGCAACGAUGCACACUGCUCACCAUAUUCUCAUCUACGGCUGCACAAGCCCCGGCUACUCCGAACGAGACACUCCGCGGGCGAUCUGGAAUUGUGGAGAGAUGGCUGGAUCCACCGCCCACUAUGUUACGGGCCCUGUGUGUAGGAGUGGAUCUCAGAUAAUCUACGCUUGGGCGAGGGAUGCACCAGCCCUUACUCUACCCGACAAGGUGGGAUUCAAAAUAGGUGGAAGGUCUGGCAUCAAGUACCUCGUACUGCAGGUCCAUUACGCUGAUACGUCAUCAUUCCAAGAUGGAACAAAAACUGAUGCAUCAGGCAUAGUGCUGUCGCUGCUGCCAUCUAAAACUAAGAAAGUGACGAGAAGAGCCGGUGUCUACCUACUGGGUACCGGUGGAAUGAUCCCUCCAAAGGAAACUGUGCACAUGGAGACAGCUUGUCGAAUACAGGAAGACUUCACACUCUUUCCGUUUGCUUUUCGGACGCAUACUCAUAAGCUCGGGAAAGUCGUCACUGGGUAUGUCAUCAGAGAUGGACAGUGGAUUAACAUUGGGAGACGCGAUCCACUGAAGCCUCAGAUGUUCUUCCCUGCAAACAAAGGCAUCAAGAUUAAGAAAGGAGAUGUUCUGGCUGCACGGUGUACCAUGUACAACUUCAGGGAUAGAACGACUUACGUUGGCUCAACGGGUAAUGACGAGAUGUGCAAUUUCUACAUAAUGUACUACGUGGAUGGAGACAAAAUUCCGAGCGGAAACACCUGCUUUUCAUCCGGUCCCCCCUUGUACUACUGGAACGCGGAUCGAGAUGUUGCACCUGUACCAGAAGAUAUCGAGAGAGAUGCCAGUAGCCUCAUCUGAACAAAGGAUCCACAUAUUAUAUGUGCAUUUUACCAGAGAUUUUAUAGUUUCCCAUUUCAGUUCAAACAUUCCACAUAGAAACAAAAUGCUCUCUUAGUGCUCUUAAGAAUGUUUUUAAUUUAACAUACAAUCAGUGGCAAGACAUCAAUGUAGGAUGUUGGGUUAUGGAACAAUCUGAUGGAGAUCACCGUAGCAUAAAAUGCAUGUCUUGAUGUUCGUAGUGUCUUUCUGCUAAUUUUUCAUCCAGUGUUUUUAAUAAUGCUUAAUGAUUUUAAGAUACAAUCCGUGUAAGUUGACGUCUACUAGUGCUAAGCAGCAGUAGCGUCAUGCAUGACUGUGGCUGCAAGCAAUUCAAAUUGAGAUAUAAUAUUUUGUUUCCUGUCAUUCUGAGCCACUCUGUACAUAUGAAAGAUUUGCUCCAAAUAGGAUGGGGCUGCAAGAGCUUGAAUAUUUCAGAUAAUUUAACACCCGAUCGUGUUGCACACGUGCUCCGGAUGUGAUAUUUUGCAUGUAUUUUGCACAUUAUAAAAGUUCCAUAUUCCUGUCCUCUUGUAGAUGUAGCAUAUUUAUUGCAGAAACAUGUUUGAGAUUCUGACCUUGCACACCUGCGUGUUUUUCGCUUUAUUACCCAACCUCUGACAGUCUAUCGAAUAGAGAGCACAGCUUGUAAAAAGGUGUGGUAUUGUGUAAAAAUCUUGCUUACACUUUUAUCCUCACAGAUGCGUCAAAGCAGUUUUUUUUUCUACAUAUGCAUACAUUUUCUUUUUAUCUGUGUCUCUUGUUUGUCUUGACAUCUCAAGCUGAACUGAGCUUUUCAUUUCCAGCCUGUUUGUUGUGUAUAUACAUAUAUUUAUCUAUAAGUUGUAUUUGUUGGUAAUUUCUAAAAAUGUGCUUUUAUUUUUUUUAUUAUGACUAUGUUGAAAUAUUUUUCUUCUUGGUAGUGAGCUUGCAGGUACAAACUGUAAUAUUAAAUUUGUCUUCAGAAGCCUUUUUGGUUAGCUAUAUAUCCUGUUAACAUAGUGACUAUGUGUAUCGGAACACCUUAUAUGUAAUAACCUUUCAAUGAAGAUUAUUUAUGAACGUUACGGACUUAUAAACCUAUUAUGGCCAACAGCAUAUACUGAGAUGGCGUGGCAUCCGUUAUUGGUACCUUGAUGGUACACUAUAUUUUUAAAUUAAAAAUGUGUGGCACAAUGUUUGCAGAACUGUGUUUUGGCUGGUUGGUAUGUACAUAAUUAGAGGGAAAACGAGUGCAAACAUUGACAACACAAGUAGACAGGUGGGCAUGGACUAGCAUUCAGUAACUAAGCAAGUUGAAAAAGGGCUUUGAGAGAUUUUUGCACUCAUUUAUCCUCUAAACAAUAAUGUUGCAAAUCCAGUGCUCUUGGAAUGCCCCUGUAUGUCUUGUAUACCUUUCUCUAUGAAAUUUUAAAAUGUAAGCUCAUAAAGUGCAACAUCUUUAUUAUA